This is a messenger RNA of Crotalus tigris (Tiger rattlesnake), 4201 nucleotides long. It is a transcript of the gene MAP3K11, whose product is annotated as mitogen-activated protein kinase kinase kinase 11. The record is from RefSeq and is a predicted model, not a curated record. Gene Ontology annotation, molecular function: JUN kinase kinase kinase activity; ATP binding; protein binding. The transcript is spliced from 10 exons. Gene Ontology annotation, biological process: positive regulation of apoptotic process; microtubule-based process; protein phosphorylation. Gene Ontology annotation, cellular component: centrosome. Bases 806 to 3388 code for a protein of 860 amino acids. Lineage: Eukaryota; Metazoa; Chordata; Lepidosauria; Squamata; Viperidae.
AAGCAAGCCGCCCCCUAGGCCAAGGAGGGGCACUCCAGUUCCCAUCAGCCCCCCACCUGAUGGGAACCGGAGUGCCCAACCCUGGAGCAGCAGCGCAGCGCUGCAGAGACGAGGAGCGCUGUGCGCCCCGGAGGCUGGCGCCACUGCCCGGGGUUAGCAGGGCGGCGCUGGGCUCGGCUCGCCUUCCGCAGCCAGGCAUCGUCUCCCGCCCGGGGGCCAGCCGAGCAGCCUCGCCUUUUCUUCCGCCGGAGAGGGAGCGCCAGCCAGCCAGCCGCGGAGACCCGCCUCCACCGGGGCAGUCCCAGCCGGGCAGGCCCGCCCUCGCCCUGCCUUGCCCGCCUCGCUCCGAGGAAAGGACCGCUCGCUCCGCGGCCGGGAGAGAAGCCGCCGGGGCUAACCGAGCCGUCGGGGCGUCUCGCGGACCGGGAUCGCCUCCGCCGCCAGCCGGGCUCUUCCGGGGGAGCGGCUCCGGGAGCCCCCGGGUCGGCGCCGGGACGCUUCGCGGGGAGGGAGCGGACGGGACGAGGAAGCAGCCGCGCGCACGGAAGGCGAGCUCUCCCCGGGGCCUCCGCCCGCGCCCACGGAGGAGGAGGAAGAGAUCGCGGCGCCCGCGGGCGUCGGGGAAGCCUUGCGGGGCCAUGUAGAGCCCGGCCCGCUUGCAGACGUGGAUCCGCCUUCCCGAUGGGAGGGGGCUUGCGCUAGCUCCGCGCCCGGCCCUUCCAAGAUCUCCCCGUGGUCUCCUUUCCGCUGGCCGACAGAGGGAGCGGGUCCAUGUUCCUGGACCCGAUGAGGCCGGGAGGGCAGCAUGGAGCCACUGAAAAGCAUGUUCCGCAAGGCCCCUCUGGUGGGCGGAUGGGGGCCAGGCUCCCGAGCCGCCACCACCUACGCCAACCCGGUCUGGACGGCGUUGUUUGACUACGAGGCGGCCAGCACGGACGAGCUGACGCUGCGCAAGGGCGACUUGGUGGAGGUCCUGUCCUGGGACUCGGCCAUCUCCGGCGACGAAGGCUGGUGGGCCGGCAAGCUCCACGACCGCGUGGGCAUCUUCCCCGCCAACUAUGUCUCGCCCAAGACGGGGGCCUACGCCGCGCCCGGGGAUCCCCCCGAGGCCGACUUUCGGGAUCUGACGCUGGAGGAGGUGAUUGGGGUGGGGGGCUUCGGGAAAGUCUACCGGGGCAGCUGGCGGGGGCAGUUGGUGGCGGUCAAGGCGGCCCGCCAGGACCCGGACGAGGACAUCAGCACCACGGCCGAGCGGGUGCGCCAGGAAGCCCGUCUCUUUGCCAUGCUGAAGCACCCCAACAUCAUUACCCUGAAGGCUGUCUGCCUACAGGGGCCCAACCUGUGCUUGGUGAUGGAGUACGCCGCCGGAGGACCGCUCAGCCGGAUGCUGGCCGGACGCCGCAUCCCGCCGCACAUCCUCAUCAACUGGGCCGUCCAGAUCGCGCAGGGCAUGGACUACCUUCACUGCGGCGCCAUCGUGCCCGUCAUCCACCGGGACUUGAAGUCCAACAACAUCCUGCUGAGCGAACACGUGGACGAUGGUGAGGUCAGUGGGAAGACCCUAAAGAUCACCGAUUUUGGGCUGGCCAGAGAAUGGCACAAAACCACUAAGAUGAGCGCCGCCGGGACUUACGCCUGGAUGGCACCGGAAGUCAUCAAAAACUCCACUUUUUCCCGCGGUAGCGACAUCUGGAGUUAUGGGGUGCUUCUGUGGGAACUCCUCACCGGUGAAGUUCCAUACCGUGGAAUUGACGGGCUGGCAGUGGCUUAUGGGGUUGCCGUCAACAAACUCACCCUUCCGAUACCUUCCACGUGCCCAGAAUCCUUUUCACGUCUGAUGACAGAGUGCUGGCAGCAGGACCCCCACGCGCGCCCCAGCUUUGCCUCCAUCCUUGAUCAGUUGACAGUCCUCGAAACACAGGUACUGCGCGACCUGCCACAAGAAUCCUUCCAUUCCAUGCAGGACGACUGGAAAGUGGAGAUCCAGGAUAUGUUUGACGAGCUGCGGGCAAAAGAGAAGGAGCUGUUGAGCCGCGAGGAGGAGCUGAAUCAGGCGGCGCUGAAGCAGAAAUCCCAGGAGGAGUUCCUCCGCCAGCGGGAACACGAACUGGCCCAGUGGGAGCUGGAGGUUUUUGAGCGCGAACUCAGCCUCCUGAUCCAGCAGAUGAACCACGAUCGGCCGCACGUGAAGAAGCGCAAGGGCACAUUCAAGAGAAACAAGCUCCGAGGCCGGGACAGUGAGCACAUCAGCAUGCCGCUUGAUUUUAAGCAUCGCAUCACGGUUCAGGCGUCCCCAGGGCUGGACAAAAGGAAGGAUUUCUUUGAUGUGGGAGCUGGUGGCUCUCCCACCUUCCCACGGUUUCGAGCUAUCCAAUUGGAACCGAGCGAGAAGGAUCAGAACUGGAACCGACAAGGACCCCGUCGGGGAGACGAGACCUGGAACGGCCAUACCAAGAGCCCGGGGUCCCCCAAAAUGUCUGAGCGCAGUACACAAAAUGGCAGGAGAAGAUCGCGUCCAGAAGAGACGACGUGGUACGUAGAACCGGGCGGUUCCCCUGUACACUCACAGCUGCAUCCACAGUCCAGCCAGAACGGUGAUAUUCCCAUCACCUCGGCAGAAACCGAGGAGCCAACACUGGAAAGGCUGAGCGGGCCCAGACUCAUCGAGAGAGUCCUGCUCCGGGGUUCAGCCUUGCUGGCCUCCCUAGGCUUGGGCCGGGAGUUGCCGACCCCCUCUCAGGAGAGGCCCAUGGAGGGGCCAGGUGCUAGGAAGCCCUCUCCCCGAAGAGACCCCACCCCUGCCCUGCAAGUGGAGCCCUGCACGGAUGACGCUGCCACGGAGCUCCUCAUUGACCUGGCCUCGGUGGGGGACAGGACCGCCUUGCCGCCCCUCUGGACGAGGGAGUCACCCAGGGUCCCUCAGCUCGCGGAAGGCCGGACCACCAAGACCCCAAAGUGGGAUGGCGCCUUCCCGUCUCCCUCCUCUCCCCGCAGCCCCCGCUCCCCUCACCCCACCCUGAUUUCCCGCCCCCGCCCCUCCCCAAUCCGCAGCCGGAUCGACCCUUGGAGCUUCGUCUCGUCGGGACCUCGGGCCUCGCCAGCGGUCACCCCGGUCCAGUCCCCCCGUCUGGGCCCACGUCAAGUCAAACUCCCCGGUCCCGAAAGCACCAAUCCUUUCGGGGCGCCCAAUUCGAAUCCGUUCGCCUGGGGGGACUUUUCGGCACCCGCCGACCCUUUUCUCGGGAGCUCCACGCGGUCAGCCCCAGAGACGCUCAGCCCCGCCGUUUGCUGGACCUCCAGACCGCACCCAACUCCACCAGAGGAUCUGCCAGCCUCGCCCUGGUGGGGGGACACCUCCUGCCCCCCGGGAGGCACGAUCCCCAAAUGACCAAGGACCCCCUGUUUCCAGAUGUGGCCUGCCAGACUUCAUGCGAUGGGACCCUGGCCUGUCGCGUGGCCAAAGAUCGGAGGACCACAGACUGCUAUUCUACAGGGAAAGACAUUAAAAAAAACCCCUAGAUCCUCAGUGGUGAUAAUAGGGGGCUAACUUCCUCCCCACGUCUCCGCUAUGCAACGAACACUAAGCUGUCAAGCCAGCGUUGUGGUGCCCUUUUCACGUCGCCAUCCUGGCUCCUCCUUACAGGCAGCUAUCUUAGUUCUCACCUCUGUUCCCUUUCCUCCCACGCCAGGGGGUCUUCCCCAUUUCAUGGGGAGGGGGGGCACAGGGGGAAAUGACACCAGGAUUGAGACCCCCCCCCCAAAUGGUCCUGGUUAGCUUGCCAUUCCUUCCUUCUCCUUGAAAACAAAUUCCAGCCAAUGGAGGCCUUGCCCAAAAGGGCUGUUUGUCUUUUUGCACACAAAGAGAGCCAAGGACAAGGGGGGCUGGGGGGGGGAAAUGAGGGGGGGCGGUCCGUGCAGCCCCCUCCUCAGCCCUCAUCUUGAGGCCAAAGCGAAAAGCAGGGCCAAUUCCCACAGGACCAAGGCAGGACAAAGCACUUUUGAGUGUGCAUUACUACUGUUGUCUUCUUUCCCUACUUGAAAUUCACACGUGUGCCAGGCUCCCUCUGCUCUUGUUUCCUUUCCCCGUAUGUGCAUGCACACACUCCCAUGAGCGGGGUGGGUGGGAGCAGGGGAGCCAACUGUGUUCAGGACCGUCCCAGCACCGGGCGGGCCGACCCUGUGAAACGAGACCAAAAUAAAC